AUGGCCGAAGCUUUAGUCACUAUCGCAGCUGAUGGGAUAUUGAAAAAGGUGUUGUCUAUUGCUGCCGGAGAACUAGCCAUUGCUUGGGGUUACGAAGAAAAGCUGACCAGCCUACACAGAACAUUGGACCUGAUUCGUGCCAAGUUGCACGAUGCGGAGGGAAAAAAGGAAACAGAGGCUGUGAUGGUGUGGCUGAAGCAGCUAAAAGUUGUGGUGGGUGAAGCUGAUGAUGUGUUGGACGAGGUUCAUUAUGAAAUGUUGAGGCGUCAGAUAAAGAAACGAGAUCAGGUGGCAAGAAAGGUACCAUCUCUUCCAAGCUUGAAAAAGCUUUCAUUUCGCUGGGAAAUGGGUCAUAAAAUAAAAAACAUCAAUGAAAUGUUGCUUAAGAUCAAUACAGAAGCAAACAGCUUAGGAUUACAAAAUGAGCAGUACCCUGUUGGCCCUGUUCCAGAUCGCCUCUAUCGGGAGACUAUUCCACAUCCAGAAGAAUUCAAAAUUGUUGGAAGAGAUGAUGAUGUGCUACAUAUCAUAGAUCUUUUAACCAAACCAAGAACUGAAGAAAAACUUACAAUUGUUCCCAUUGUGGGAAUGGGCGGUAUUGGGAAGACAGCUUUGGCUAAGUCGGUCUACAAUGAUAAUAUAAUCGAGCAACAUUUUGAUGUGAGAGCAUGGUUGUGUGUGUCGAUUAAGGUUGAUAUCAUCACUCUUCUUGUAAAGAUCUAUGAAUCUGUUGCUGGACAGAAACCUGAGUCAGACUCUAAAGUCAAUUUAAUUAAAAGUCUUGAAGAGAAGUUGGGAUCAAAAAGAUAUUUUCUGGUCUUGGAUGAUGUUUGGGUUGAAGAGAGGCCGUAUUGGGAAGAGUUUAGGAGAUGUAUGUUAGGUGUAAACUCACAAAAUGGAAGUGGCAUUCUUGUCACUACACGGAAGCUUGAAAUCGGAACAACUGGAAUGAAGGCUGAUUCAUGUCUUUUAAAAGGUCUUUCUGAUGAUCAUUGUUGGGACAUCUUUAGAGAAAGAGUUUUUGUGGCAGGCACAUCACCGUCUCCAGAACUGGAGGAGAUAGGCCGUGAGAUUGUAAAAAAAUGUGGUGGUUUACCGUUGCUAUUAAAUGUAAUAGGUGGCAUGUUGGCAAAUUACAGUGAUCCAGAGAAGUGGUUGUCCAUCAAAAAUAGCAAGGUUUGGGAUCUGGAAGAAGAAAGGGAUAGAGUUCAAAAGAGUUUGGAAUUGAGCUUUGAUAAUCUCCCAAAUUCUAUCGUCAAGCAAUGCUUUGUGUAUUGUUCCAUCUUUAAGAAAGAUACCGUCAUGGAAAGGGAAGAACUGGUCCAACUUUGGAUGGCUUUAGGGUUGGUUCAAGCAGAUGAGGAAAAGAACAAGGAGAUGGAGGAUGUGGGGAAUGAUAUUUUUCAAAUUUUGGUCAGCAACUCGUUGUUCCAAGAUGUUGGAAGGGAUAAAUAUGGUCACCUCACUCAUUGUAAUAUGCAUGAUCUGGUGCAUGAUCUUUCAUUAUCACUUUCAAAACAUGAAAACUUAUGUCUGGUGGAUGCGACUAAUGAUGAUAUUGCAUGUAUCCCUCAAGUUAAACAUCUUUCAUUAUCACUUUCUUUUUACCAAGAACUGAACGAGGAUGAUGAAUUCAAAGCCAAGGUUUCUAUGUUCUCUGAACGGGAUACAAUGGCUAGAAAUUUGCAUACACUGUUCAUCAAUGGCAAAGUUGAGAAGAAAUUUUCAUUUCAACCGUUAACAUGCAUGCGAAUCCUAAAGCUCAAUAGAUGUGAGAUAAAGAAGAUAGACGACUCACUUGGAGAGUUGGUGCAUCUCAGGUAUCUUGAUUUGUCAAGUACUAAAAUCCAUGUUUUGCCACAAUCUAUUGGUAAAUUAUACCACUUGCAAACUCUGAAGUUGCAAAGUUGCUAUAGUCUCAACAAGUUUCCAGAAUCCAUGAGAAAUUUGAUCAGCCUAAGAUUUUGUAAAUCUGUAAAAAGCAUUCCCAACAAUAUCGUGGGACAAUUGACUUCUCUUCGAACGUUAAUGCCUAAUUCCUUCAGCGUGCUUAGAAAUAAGGGACAUGGUAUUGAAGAGCUGCGCCAUUUGAAUAACCUUACUGGAAGCCUCUGUAUUUCACAUCUAGAGAACAUCAAUAGCAAAGAGGAUGCUGUCAAGGCAGAUUUAUCUAGCAAGAAAAAUUUAUACGAGAUUGAAUUCAAUUGGACUUGUUAUGAUGAAGUUGGCAACAGAAAUGACAAGGAAGUAUUGGGAGGCCUGCAAGCCCCUGGAGCUGUGAAAAUAUUGACAAUUAAAAGAUUUUCUGGUGAUAAUUUUCCAGAAUGGGUAAUGAAGAUGGCAGUCAAUAUUGAUAGGAACGAGACGCCCCUUGACAAGCUGGUGUCAAUCAGAUUAGAUGGAUGUAGGAGAUGCCUCUCUCUUCCGACGCUUGAGCACCUACCACAUCUUCUGGAUCUUGAGUUGAUUAAUAUGGACAACUUAACAUGCUUAAGGAGUUCAGAUGUUACUGGAUCAAUGAUGCCUUUGUCUCCAUCUUUGAGAUCACUAACACUGGAUGGUAUGAAAAGACUAGAAAAGUGGAUAGAUGGAGCAACCAAUAGCUCAAAAAUGAUAUCACCUGUCCUUCAGAAGUUGUCCAUUGAGAAUUGCCAAAAGAUUAUUCUCUUAGAUGAAUGCCAUCCCCAUCCUCUUGUGUCCUUGAAGAUCCAGAACUGCUAUGGUCUGGAGUAUAUUAAGAGCAUACAAGGACUUACAUCUCUUGAAUCUUUACGUAUCGAUAACUGCCCUAGUCUUUUAGGAAUAACCAAUUUUUCUGGUCACAAUUACCCGACAUCAGUAACGAAGAUGGCAAUUGAUAUUGAACGGAAAUGGACGCCCUUUGACAAGAUCCUGUCGAUCACAUUAUCUGACUGUUGUAGCUGCCUCUCUCUUCCGACGCUUGAGCACCUUCCACAUCUUCAGGAUCUUGAGUUGAUUAAUAUGGACAGCUUAACAUGCUUAAGGAGUUCCGAUAUUACUGGAUCAACAAAGCCUUUCUCUCCAUCAUUGAGAUCGCUCCGACUAAGAAGUAUGAAAAGACUGGAAAAGUGGAUAGAUGGAGCAACCAACAGCUCAAUAAUGAUAUCGCCUGUCCUCCAGAGCAUGGAUAUCGAGAAUUGCCCAAAGAUUGUUCUCAUAGAUGAGUGCCAUCCUCAUCCUCUUGUUUCCUUAAAGAUAUGGAUAUGCAGAGGUCUGGAGUACAUUAAGAGCAUACAAGGCCUCACAUCUCUCAAAUCUUUAAAAAUUGCCAUGUGUCCUAGUCUUUUAGGAAUAACCAAUUUACCCAACGAGUGUCAUUCUUUGAAGACUUUGGAAAUUACCGACUGCGGCAAACUGACUUCCUUGCCUCAUGAAAUGUUUGACUCUUUUGCUUUCUUGAAAAGGUUGGAACUUGGUCCGUUCUCGGAGGAGCUCGAUUCUUUCCCAAGUCUCCAAGGCAUCGAGAAGUUAAGGAACCAGCUUCACUCGUUAGAAUUGUACGGAUGGGAUCAUUGUGAGUCAAUACCUGAAGAAAUACAACACCUCACCUCACUUACUUGGUUACGCAUAUUUAGAUUCGGAAUACAAGAACUGCCUAUGUGGUUAACCAACAUGUCAUCUAUUCGAGAAAUGAGAUUCACUGUUUGCAGGGGGCUGGAUGAAGAAAAGGUUAAACAGGGAGCACCACGGGAAGCAAAUGUUGUCAAAUUAGAUAAUUUGACUGUAAAUAGAUCAAAAUGUUAA
Messenger RNA from Lactuca saligna, 3765 nucleotides. The record is from the annotation of a GenBank genome assembly. NCBI's taxonomy places the organism in Eukaryota, Viridiplantae, Streptophyta, Magnoliopsida, Asterales, Asteraceae.